GUAAACAAAUGUGAUUUACAUUGCGGCUUAUGAGUGAAUUGAAGUAUAUUGAUUAUAUCAUCGGUUUAUCUGAAUUAGAUGAAUCAUUUUUUAAAUAAUUUUUUUUACUUUAACUUAGAAUAUAAAGUAAUCUAGUUAAUCAAAACACUGGCAUAUUUUCUUUUCUGCUAUUAUUACCUACCUUAAGAUGUCGAUUGUCCAAAUCGCUGAACUUAGUGGUCAUAAGGAUAGAAUUUGGUCUGUUUCUUGGAAUCCUUCAGGAACAUUAUUAGCUAGCUGUGGGGCUGAUAAAACUAUUAGGAUUUGGGGAAAAUCUGGAAAUUCUUGGGAAUCUUUAGCUAUACUUACUGAUGCUCAUCUCCGGGCGAUUCGUAGCGUUGCUUGGUCACCAAAUGGUUCAUUGUUAGCAUCUGCUAGUUUCGAUGGUACCACUUGUAUUUGGGAUCGUCGGGGCGGUGAAUUUGAAUGUGUAGCCAAUUUAGAAGGUCAUGACAAUGAAGUUAAAAGUGUUGGAUGGUCAGCCUCUGGACGUUUCCUUGCCACUUGCAGUCGAGACAAAACAGUUUGGAUUUGGGAAGUUGAGGAAGACAACGAAUAUGAUUGUGCUAGUGUCCUUGCCUGUCACAGUCAAGAUGUUAAACGUGUUCGUUGGCAUCCUCUUGAAGAUAUUCUUGCAUCUGCAAGUUAUGAUGAUACUAUUCGAUUUUACAAAGAAGAUGUUGAUGAAUGGGCUAUGUUACAAACCCUAACGUCUCAUACAUCCACAGUAUGGGCCAUUGAUUUUAAUAAUGUAGGUGACAUGAUGGCAUCAUGCAGUGAUGAUAAAACUGUAAAGAUAUGGCGGCAGUAUCUUCCUGGAAAUUCAGAAGGUGUUCCAACUACUGGUGAAGAUCCAGCAUGGAAAUGUGUUUGCACUUUAUCUGGAUAUCAUGAACGAGCUAUAUAUGACGUUUCAUGGUGCCCAGCAACAGAUCUAAUAGCUACAGCUUGUGGUGAUAAUGGCAUUCGAGUAUUUAAGGAGGCUCCAGAUUCAGAUCCACAUUCACCUACAUUUAAUCUAGUUGCUGCUGAUAGGGAUACUCAUGAUCAAGAUGUGAAUUGUGUGCACUGGAAUGCAAAAACUUCAGGAUUAUUGGCAUCAGGUGGUGAUGAUGGCAUUGUUAGGUUAUGGGAAGUGAAAGAAUAAGUGAUUUUGAGAAAUUUUAGGACACAAAACAGCUGUUAAAUUUUUAAUGUUUAUUAUUUGUGGAUGUAUAAACUGUCUGUGUAUAUUUUGAUUCCUCGCAAUAUUACUGAUCAACUAAUAUGCCAUUAGUUCCUCUCCUCCCAAUCAUUAUCAAUAUUUUUGCUCUUUCAUGAACAUUUGUAUUCAGUUUGUUAAACUAAAACAUCUUUUAAAUCUAAAGGAUUUUUAUGAAUCAUAUUAAUUAUAAUAUAUGAUAUUUUCAUUUCAAAGUAUAUCUUUUUUAAAAAGAAAAUGGAUACAUGUAUGUAGCAAAUUUCAUUAUCUCAAAAAUGCCACAUGCUGUCUUAAUUUUUUUGUAAUAUAAGAUGCUAAUAAGAUGAUGUCUUUGUAUAUCAAGUUUGUAUUGUAGUAUUGUACACACAUAGUAUCAUUAUGUAUUAAAAUAAUGAAUUUUAAUUCCAUUAAAAUGUAUUAAACUUGUGAAAUUUAUAUAGUUUACAUGCACAUACUGCUUGUUAUUAAAUUUUGGAUUAUAUUUAUCAGAUUGUUAAAUACAUAUGUAGAUUGUUAAUUUUUACAUUUAUUUUCAAAUAAUUUUUUAAAGUUUAAUAAUUUUGUGCAGAGCUAUUCUUUAAUGAUAAUAUACCUCAUAAGUAAACAGUGUCAGAUCUUUUUAUAUGAAGUAUUUUGAAUGAUUUAAUAUUUGUUUAAUUUUGUAUGUUUUCAAAUGAUUUAAUAUUUGUUUAAUUACUUUUUUUUUUUCAAAAAUUUUGCUGAUAUAUAAUAAUCAGUAAGUUGAAUGAGCAUUCAAUUGAAAUAAUUUAAAUCAUAAUCUAAUAUUGCAAAUUUAAAAUUAUUUAAAAACAGCUAGACAAAAGUAAAACAUUUAGAUUGUUAAUUUUUGGUGAACUAUGCUUAUUAGAUUUUCUUUUCUGGUAAAAAUAUAUAGAUUGAUAGAAGAUUGAUGUUAAUUUCAUUUUAUUAUUGAAAUGAAACUGCUUGCUAUUUUGGUAGGUAUGUAUAAAAUAGGCUCCUAAUUCAUUUUCACUUUUAUAUAGUUAAUUCAAAAUGCAAUCAAAUAUCUAUAUAUCGAACUUAAGAGCUCUUGGAAAAAAUCAUUUCACAUACAGAAAUAUAUAUUAGAAAGUUUUCAAUAUUUUUUUUAUUAAAUAAAGAAGGCAUAAUUAAUGUUUUAGAGCUAAAAAAAGACUUAAUUUAAACUAUCAAAUCAAUUUAUUUUAAA
This is a messenger RNA of Argiope bruennichi, 2429 nucleotides long. It is a transcript of the gene Ciao1, whose product is annotated as probable cytosolic iron-sulfur protein assembly protein CIAO1. Gene Ontology annotation, biological process: iron-sulfur cluster assembly. Bases 188 to 1186 code for a protein of 332 amino acids. Lineage: Eukaryota; Metazoa; Arthropoda; Arachnida; Araneae; Araneidae. Gene Ontology annotation, molecular function: protein binding. The record is from RefSeq and is a predicted model, not a curated record. Gene Ontology annotation, cellular component: cytosolic [4Fe-4S] assembly targeting complex. The transcript has a single exon.